Metopolophium dirhodum (rose-grain aphid) is the source of this 583-nucleotide messenger RNA. RefSeq lists its product as uncharacterized. The transcript is spliced from 4 exons. The record is from RefSeq and is a predicted model, not a curated record. The coding region runs from base 40 to 558 and encodes 172 amino acids. NCBI's taxonomy places the organism in Eukaryota, Metazoa, Arthropoda, Insecta, Hemiptera, Aphididae.
CUAGAACUUCUUCAUCAUCAAUAACAAUUCAGCUUCAAGAUGUCUUACAGAACUUCGAUCAUCGAUUCCGGAUCAGAGAACGAAUUUGAGUCCCUGGACACAAAAAAGCCUUCUACUUCAAAGCAGGUCAAAACAUCGUUAAAAAGAGGGGCUGAAAAAACAGUAGACAAAAAAAACAAAAAAAAACAGAUGAAAACAAGUUCAUCAUACAGAGAAAUUCUCGAAGAGAAAUUGCGGGCGGAAGAAUUUGAUGAAGAGAUUUUUAAUUCUGUCACUUUUCGUCAGGGAGAUGGUUUGGCUACCAUCAAAAGCCAAUUUAAUCCAGACGAAAAGCCGACGGAUUAUUGGACGAUAACACAUUACAAGUGUGCGAAUAUACACAACGUCCCAACAAAGGAAAGGUGGCGACACUCUGAGGCAUCUGUCAAGGUGACGACAUCGGACAAGUCAAAAGAUCAGACUCUCAAUACAAGUUUAAACGAGACCAUGCAGGUUAUAUUUGAUGUAAUUUUGAAAGACCCGGAACGUCGUACAAUAAGAAAUAAAUUAGCCGCAUGAAAAAAAAAAAAAUGUAGUAUAAAAA